Ambispora gerdemannii is the source of this 1683-nucleotide messenger RNA. The record is from the annotation of a GenBank genome assembly. Lineage: Eukaryota; Fungi; Glomeromycota; Glomeromycetes; Archaeosporales; Ambisporaceae.
AUGUCUACAAAUUUCCCGCCAGAAACACUCCAAGAAAUAUUCUGGAACCUCAAAGACGACGCAUCCACACUACACUCUUGUCUACUAGUGAAUCGUCUCUGGUGCGACAAUGCUAUCGUCGUGUUAUGGUAUAACCCAUUCGAGCUGUGUCCGUCGGCGAAACUCUUGAAUGCUUUGUUGCCGUUUAUACACGGCCAACGGAUUCUAGAAAAUAAAAAUGGAACGUUGAGAUUAUCGCCGAAACCAUUGUACUAUUAUCCCGGGUUUCUGCGUGUGUUGUCGAUUGGUGCUAUUUAUCAGACGGUGGCUGACUGGUCUUGGACAUCGAUACAUUGGCGAAAUUUACUUACUUUGGUUCAUCGUGAUGACGAUACUGAUAGUUAUGAACCCACAAGUGGUAUUAAUAAUAAUAAUGAGGAUGAGACUAUCACGGAAGAGGAAGUAAGGCAACUUCAACCACAACCACCAUUACAACGCCCAUGGAAUAUUUUUAGCAUGUCAAUAGAGAUUUGUAAUUUCUUUUUUCGAAAAUCACGACGAAUUGAGCGUCUUUCACUUUGGUGUACUGAACGGUCGUGCAAUCAAAGAUUCAUGCCACAUUUCCAUUAUAACGGUUUUCAUCGUAUAGAAUGCGACAAUCGACGUCUACCCUGGAAAAAAUCACCGAAUUGUCUUUCCGGCUUAUCAGCAUUCGAAUGCUUUGGCCCAUUCGAUCAUCAAAAACUUUUUGACGAUGUCGCCCAAAACUGCAAGCACAUUGAAUCGAUAAAAAUCGCCGAAGAUUGGAGUCAGACGCUUCGUGAUUUCGAUUUCCCGAAUGAGGAUAGACGCGAGGCGUUAAAGCGACUAUUGGAAGACCAGAAAAAUCUCAAGGAAGCCGAUUUUGAGUUUAUGGCUCGACGAAUGACCCCGAUUCUCGUCGGACUUGAGAGCCAAGCACGAUCAUUGACACGACUUGUGUUUCAGAGAAUAAAUUUUGGCGAGUCGUUCACGUUGGAGCCGAUAAGUAAAUGUACAAAUUUGGAAGAAUUGCGGUUUAUUAACUGUUUUUGGGUGACCAAGGAUGCAUUGGCACCACUCACCCAUGCUCAAUUUUCGAAAUUGAAAAAAUUCGAGUUCUGCGAGGCACCACUUCAAGUUGCGCACCAUGUUCCACCAAUAAAUGAACUAUGCGCGAUAUUUCGAAACCUCGGCUCCAGUCUACAAGAACUAAAACUUGAUUGCGGCCGAAUACAAUACGAAAGUCUAUUUCAAAAAGUGGCCACCUUUAAUCCAGACAUCAUCAGUCUACAACUAAACAUUCCCUCGUCUAAAACCUCAGUUCUCAUUGGUGUCCUAGACUACUGGCCGCUACUAAGCACCCUUAUUGUCACUGUGGAAGAUCUCUGUUUCUCCGAUUUCUUUAACGCGGACCGGGGAACCGAGCUCAGUAAACGAUUGUCGCGUAAUAUCGAGACGUUGCAUGUUGAAGAUUGGAUUAUUGGGGUAGAGGAGUUGGAUAUGUUUCUUGAAAAGUGCGGGGAUAAUUUGAAGAGCUUUAAGUUUCGGAUUUCGGGUUUAAGGGAGCACUAUCGUAAGAUUAUCAAGCGAUAUGCUGUGAAAAAAAGAGUUCGUCUAGAGCAACUCGAGUUCACGGAUGGUUGGUUGUGUCGCGAUUUCGCAGUUAUUGUCUUUGACAGAUAG